This is a messenger RNA of Pogona vitticeps (central bearded dragon), 1736 nucleotides long. It is a transcript of the gene NDUFAF7, whose product is annotated as NADH:ubiquinone oxidoreductase complex assembly factor 7. Gene Ontology annotation, cellular component: mitochondrion. Gene Ontology annotation, molecular function: protein-arginine omega-N symmetric methyltransferase activity. Gene Ontology annotation, biological process: mitochondrial respiratory chain complex I assembly. The record is from RefSeq and is a predicted model, not a curated record. NCBI's taxonomy places the organism in Eukaryota, Metazoa, Chordata, Lepidosauria, Squamata, Agamidae.
GCGACUGCGGGCCUAAGCAUGCCGCUCGCGGAGCUGGCGUGUUUCGGGCUUUUGCGCUCUGUCGCACGGAGCUCUCGUUUCCAUGGCAACAGGAGCUCGGGUGGCAGGAGUUUGGGGGGUCUUAUUCACCGGCCCGGCCUACCGGCCCUUUUCCCUGGAAGUUCUUCCACCAUUUUGCGAUUCCAGCACUUUAGUUCAGAAAAUAAAACAGCAGAAAAUCCAGUAUCUCCAAUGUUGAAACAUCUUAUAAUGAAAAUAAAGUCAACUGGUCCUAUUACAGUUGCUGAAUACAUGCGUGAAGUGUUAACUAAUCCUGUGAAGGGAUAUUAUAUGCACCAUGACAUGCUGGGAGAAAAAGGAGAUUUUGUAACUUCACCUGAAAUAAGUCAAAUCUUUGGAGAGUUAAUAGGUAUUUGGUUUGUUAGCGAAUGGAUAGCCAGUGGUAAACCAAAAAGAUUUCAGCUGGUGGAAUUGGGCCCAGGUAGAGGGAGCCUUACUAGUGAUAUUUUACGGGUUUUUAAGCAGCUGAACUCUUUACUUAGUAAAUGUGAAAUUUCCAUUCAUUUGAUGGAGGUUAGUCCCAAGUUAAGUGAGAUUCAAGCAUCAGUACUAACAGAAGAAAACACAAAAUUACAAGAGAGCUCCACUGCUUACAUGCAAGGCAUUACAAAGACAGGACUGCCAAUUUUCUGGUACAGAAACUUAAAUGAUGUGCCAGGAGGCAACAGUUUUUAUUUAGCUCAUGAAUUUCUUGAUGCUCUACCUAUACAUAAAUUUCAGAAAACAGAAAAGGGAUGGCAUGAGUUGUUGGUCGACAUUGAUCCAGGAGCUCCUGACAAGCUGCGAUUUGUCCUUGCACCAUCCAUAACUCCAGCUACAAAGGCUUUCAUACAUGAUGAAGAAUCAAGAAACCAUGUGGAAGUGUGUCCUGAUGCUGGUAUCAUCAUCCAGAAGCUAGCCCAGAAUAUUGAAGAGAAUGGGGGAGCUGCAUUAAUUGUAGAUUAUGGCCAUGAUGGAACAAAAACUGAUACUUUUAGAGGAUUUCGUGGCCAUAAACUUCAUGAUGUGUUAAUAUCACCAGGAACAGCAGAUCUCACAGCAGAUGUUGACUUCAGUUACCUGCAAAGAAUAGCACAAGGAAGAGUAGCUACUCUGGGUCCCAUAAAGCAACAGGAUUUUUUGAGGAACAUGGGCAUUGAUAUCAGGCUACAGGUACUAUUGCAGAAUGCUAAUGAUGUGCAUACUCGGAAUCAGCUCCUCCGAAGUUAUGAAAUGCUCAUGGACCUGGACAAAAUGGGAGGAUGCUUCAAAUUUUUUGCCAUGUUACCUCAUUGCAGACUUAGGCCUUCAGACCAGGUAAUGAAACCAGAACACUCAUCUGUUUCAGCAGCUGUUGCUGGCUUUGGUGAACUUACAUUGAAAUGAAGCCUAUUCGGCAUGUUGUGUGAAAAGAUGCAGAUUUCCCAUCAUGUUCCACUGGGGAAACAAGUUAAUGGUACUGUUUUACUGAUUUCAAGUAAAAUUAUGAAUGUGGCUAGUUAUGUCAAGUACAUGUAACAUGCAGCCAGAAGAGAAAACUACAGUUCUAAUAGAACUAAAAGGUGACAGUAACUCCUGUGGGGGAGGACACACACCACAUUCUGGGUAAGAAAAAAUGCAUCUUAAUUUAUUUUUCUGUCUACUUAAUCCUGUACUGUAAAAUAUAUUCACACUUAUUAAAGGCCUCACUUCUUACC